Molecule: messenger RNA, 1434 nt
Organism: Thecamonas trahens ATCC 50062
Lineage: Eukaryota; Apusomonadida; Apusomonadidae
Product: histone acetyltransferase
Exons: 2
Coding region: 1-1434 (477 amino acids)
Biological process (GO): regulation of DNA-templated transcription
Molecular function (GO): histone acetyltransferase activity
Source: RefSeq, a predicted model, not a curated record
AUGGCGGAGACCGAGACCGAGGGGGUGGCGGACAUGGUGGUGGAGAACGGAGCCGCGACGGCAGAGACUGUGGCGGCGGCGAGUGGCGAGGGAAGCAGACCGGCAGCCAUGGCGGUGGCGGGCAGCGGAGAAGGCGGCGGUGGCAAUGACGGCGGCGGCAGCGGCAGCGGUGGCAGCGUGGAGCGGGUGGAGGACGUGGUGGUUGGUGCUGUUGUGCGUUGCAAGUUCCGCAAUGGCAAGUAUGUGGCCGGCAAGGUGGUGGCCAAGCGGACGCACGCCGAGAGCGGCCAGCCGCAGGUGUAUCUGCACUAUAUCGGACAUAAUAAGCGGCUCGAUGAAUGGGUCCCGCUGGACAACAUCGAGGCCGAGCUUGCGGUGACGUCCGAGGAGAUUCUGGAGAACACUAGCGAGAGCACGCAGCGCGGCAAGAUGACGCGAAACAUGAAGCGCAAGUACGACGCCAUCAACCAUGUGGAGAAGAAGGCGGACGACUACGGUGACUCUGCGCUAGCGGCGCUCGAGCGUGAGCACGAAGAGCGGACCAAGGUCAAGAAUAUUGCGUCGAUCCGGCUGGGCAAGUACUUUCUGGAGGCGUGGUACUUUUCGCCGUACCCGGAGGAGUUUGCUGGGCUCGACAAGCUGUAUGUCUGCGAGUGGUGCCUCAAGUACAUGAAGAAGAAGAAGACGCUGCUGAAGCACCGCAAGGAAUGCGUGCGGCAUCACCCGCCGGGUGACGAGAUCUACUCAUCGGGUGGGCUGUCGAUGUACGAGAUCGACGGAGCGGCGUGCAAGGUGUACUGCCAGAACCUCUGCCUCCUCGCCAAGCUCUUCCUCGACCACAAGACGCUGUACUACGAUGUGGAGCCGUUCAUGUUCUACGUCCUGACUCGGGAAGAUGAGAGCGGAAAGCACAUUGUGGGCUACUUUUCCAAGGAGAAGGUCUCUGUCGACGGCUACAAUCUGGCGUGCAUCCUCUGUCUGCCGCAGCACCAGCGGCAGGGCUACGGCCGCUUCCUCAUCACGUUUUCGUACGAGAUUUCCAAGCGUGAGAACAAGGUCGGCUCGCCCGAGAAGCCGCUGUCGGACCUGGGCAAGCUCUCGUACAUGUCGUACUGGACAUACGUCAUUCUCGACGUUCUGCAGAACUACCGCGGCAACGUCUCGGUCCGCGACAUCUCGACCAUGACUUCGAUCACCGAGGACGACAUCAUCACCGCUCUCACUUCGCUCAACCUCAUCAAGUACUUUAAGGGCAAGCACGUCAUCUACGUCACCCCGCGCGUUGUCCGCGAGCACUUGCAGCACUUUAAGAAGCCCAAGAUCGCGUUCGACACGGAGGGCUUCCACUGGCACCCGCGCCCGGUCUUGCCCAUCUCGGCCCCGCCGCACAUGCUCCCACCGCCCGAGUCCGGUGCCAGCGCUGGGCGGCAAUGA